Leptopilina boulardi is the source of this 654-nucleotide messenger RNA. RefSeq lists its product as uncharacterized. The record is from RefSeq and is a predicted model, not a curated record. Lineage: Eukaryota; Metazoa; Arthropoda; Insecta; Hymenoptera; Figitidae. The transcript is spliced from 4 exons. Bases 1 to 654 code for a protein of 217 amino acids.
AUGAUGGAAAAUUUUACAAAUGGUAAAGUAGUAAGAAAUUAUUCACUCAUCAAAGAUGUAACAAAAACUAAAGACAUCAGAUUUGAUGACAUCAGUGAAACAGCCGUAAAAGUUUCCGACAAAUUAACUCGCUUUGCAAAACUCUUUGAACACCACGCCCUAUCUCCGAAAGAUGAACAUCAAAGCCUUGAGAAUUUCGAUAUAUCAAUGUCAAUUAUUGCUCCCUUGCUGUCGAAGGACGAAGAAGAAGAUGAAAAGAUACAGGAAGAAAUCUUCGAAACAGCAAAAACCAAUGAGCCAGAAGAACCAUCUUUUAUAGAGCAAGAGAAGCCUAAAGAAACUCUUUCUCAAGGAAGAGGAAGAGAUAGAGGAAGAGGUAGAGGAAGGGGUAGAGGGAGAGGUAGAGGAACAGGGAGAGUAAGCGAAAGUGCAAUGGAAAAUGAAAAUGGAAAUAAAAGCCAAAAAAGAAAAGGAAUGGGACAGGGAAGAGGAAGUAAAGGAGAACUUGAGAAGGGAUCCAAAAGAGCAAGUAUUACCGAAGUCAUCGUCUUCUUCCUCAGAGUCUCUGUCAUCCUCAGGAUCCUCAACAUCCUCAUCAUCCUCAUCAACCUCAUUAUCCUCAGGAUCCUCGUCAUCAAAAGAUUGAUUAAUUAA